UAUAUUAUUUUAAAUUGAGUAUCUGACAUCAAAACCACUAAAAAUUACAAAGUGUCCAAACAAUAGUUAUCCAAUUAAAUAUGUAUUUAUAUGAGUUGUAAAAAAGUAAUUAUUUAUUAUAUUUAUCGCUAAAAAAUAUACCUACCAUUAUAGAGUUCAUAAUCAUAGUAUUUAGUAACAUAAUUUAUAAGUUAUGAGUGGUAUGACGAUACGCGUUGAUUUCGUUCUUGGAUAGUUUGAAUUUAUAUAUUUUGCGGUGGACAUUAGGUAAUACGUUUUGAAUCGUUAGGUUAAUCUAACGUAGAUUGUUUAAACGAAAAUUGUAUACGGCCGUUGCAUUCAAAUACAUGAGCGACGUUACUUCAACAAUCCUCAAAUUUAAGGACGACAAUAUGGAGUUCAAGACACGAGUGAAAAACGAAAGCGAUAUGGAUGCGUGGGAAUUAUCUGAAGCAUACAAUGAUUAUAUUGGAUUUAUAGUAGCCAUGAACAAAUCUGUGUAUGCCAUACCAUUGAACAAAACUUUGACGCUGUCUAAUGCAAUUUCCCAGUUAUUAAAUGUAUUAAAUACAAUUGAUGAUUGGAUUACAGAAGUAGAACCAUUGAAAGAAAGCUGUAGGUUUGGAAAUAAAGCGUUUUCUACAUUUUACAAUUUGUUAAAAACGAGAUUGCCCGAAGUAUUGUCUAAAGAAUUGUCAUCAGUUGACCAACAAGACGUUAUUGAACUUACCACUUAUAUUGUUGAUAGCUUUGGUAAUCCAACUCGUAUCGAUUAUGGCACUGGACACGAAAUGUCAUUUUGUAUGUUCUUGUGUGGUUUAUAUAAAGUAGACAUAUUGAAACAAAGUGACAGUAAAGCUACUGUCAAUGUGCUAUUUUCAAGAUAUUUAGAAAUAGUUCGUAGAUGCCAACUUAGGUAUCAAAUGGAACCAGCUGGAAGCCAUGGUGCUUGGAGUUUAGAUGAUUACCAGUUUGUACCUUUUAUUUGGGGUAGCGCACAAUUAAUUGAAAACCCAGAUUUAAAUCCAAAUUUGUUUGUUGACGAAAAAUGUGUACAACAGUUCAAAUCAAAGUAUAUGUUCCUUGGGUGUAUUGACUUUAUAAUGCAAGUAAAAAAAGGAUUAUUUCAUGAGCAUUCUAAUCAGCUUUGGAAUAUAAGCGGUGUUCAAAGUUGGAAUAAAAUUAAUGAAGGUUUAAUUAAAAUGUACAAAAAAGAGGUGCUUGGAAAAUUUCCAAUUAUUCAACAUGUACCUUUUGGAAAUUUAUUUAAAUUUCAACAAUGUAUAAAGCAAAAACCCUUUGCUACACCACCAGCGAUGAAAACUUCUACAAUGUCGUUGUUGGAAAAACUAAAGAAAACCAACCAGUCAUAGUAAAUAAGUAAAUUGUAAAAUUUGUCAAACUUAUAUGAAUUUAAUUAUAUUUUAUGUAAACUAAU
This is a messenger RNA of Melanaphis sacchari, 1438 nucleotides long. Its product is annotated as serine/threonine-protein phosphatase 2A activator-like. The transcript has 6 exons. Gene Ontology annotation, biological process: mitotic spindle organization. The coding region runs from base 348 to 1373 and encodes 341 amino acids. Lineage: Eukaryota; Metazoa; Arthropoda; Insecta; Hemiptera; Aphididae. The record is from RefSeq and is a predicted model, not a curated record. Gene Ontology annotation, molecular function: peptidyl-prolyl cis-trans isomerase activity; protein tyrosine phosphatase activator activity. Gene Ontology annotation, cellular component: protein phosphatase type 2A complex; nucleus; cytoplasm.